AUGCAGCGACUCGAUCCAUAUAAAACAACCGGCGAUAUGAGUCAAGAAGCAAGCGAGGAUGGGCUGCUCUUACGAAGAUGUAGGGAUAGGCUUGCAACACACAUUGAAGUAGAAAGAAGAACUGGUGUCAAGGUAGAACCCGCCGAAGUUAGUUUGACGACAAAGCAGAGUCAUGCUUACACUUGGACUUAUACGGCGGAAGUAGCCCAUUUGUUUUCCAAAGAUCUCGACGACCACGGAAUCGAAGCAUACCAAAGGCUUUGUAUAGAAGUGGGAAGAAGCUUCCAUGCCGUGUCAUUCACCAAGAGCGACUUGGCAGGCAGUCAACUGCGCUCAGGAAGCCCACCACCAUUCUGCGUACCAACAUUCAACGUAGAUGCAAUGGAGUCUGGUGAUGUAACUGAGCGCGUAACUCUGCUGAGCCACCAGCUCUCCAUGAUGGAGACGAGUACAGCCUACGACGCAAUCACCCGGAUGCAAUUGCAGGAAAAUAUCUCCACCUUGGAAUACGAAAACGAACGUCUCGCGCAAGAAGCCAGACAGCAGCGGGAGGACGCCGUAUAUCACCGGGAUUUCGUUUACAGGCUCUUAGAAGCCACAGAUCAGCUGAACUUGACUAUCGGGGAUAUUCACCAGGAUUACAUUAGAACAGUCAACGUUAGUAUGUUUCCGAAAGAUGAUAUUGCAUCGCGCUAG
Molecule: messenger RNA, 696 nt
Organism: Fusarium redolens
Lineage: Eukaryota; Fungi; Ascomycota; Sordariomycetes; Hypocreales; Nectriaceae
Exons: 2
Coding region: 1-696 (231 amino acids)
Source: RefSeq, a predicted model, not a curated record